AUGCGCUACUUGAGGAGACUAAAAGACCAGGGCUUACACAGACCAAAGAAGCCUCAGAAUGCACAAUCACAACUCAGCCACAGCGAUGUUUGUGCCGGCCGUACAUCUGAUGCUCUAAAACCAACCUCUGCUACUCAGAAAAGCAUAGAUCUGUCGCAAUCCGAGGAUGCUCGGCAUGAAGACCUCUGGCAAAUUGCCUUUAAUCAGCUGAGCCAAGAGGAGCAGAAUGUGUUGCAGUCAACCAAUGGCCUUGUCUCGGACGUGCAAAAGAAUGGCAAAGGAACCUCCGAUGUUAUCAACCAGGUCAUUGAAACCACGAAGCAGGAAUACAAGAACUACCAAAAAAGAGGAGGCAUCAAAAUCAAAAGAUCAAAGGGGGAAGAUAUCGAUCUUCGACAACUUUCACAGAAGAUUAUCAAUGCUGCACUAUUGUUCAAAGAUAUAAUCAGUGUAGGGGCAGCUUGUGAUCCGACUGGCCAUGCGGCAAGCGCUUGGACCAUUGUGUCUUUCGGUUUGACGAUGGCAAAAAAUCACACCGAACGGCGCGAUGCCUUGUUUGAUUCUUCCGAGUACCUAGCAGAUGUUCUGGCCCGAUGCGCGUAUAUCGAACAGAGUUUCCACGGCCAACAAUCUGAACAAACAUAUAUAGUGGGAAAAGCAACGACAAGAGUCUACAAAGCAAUUCUCCAAUAUGCAGCAAAGGUGUUGACAUGUCAAAACCUAGGAUUGGUAAAGGAAAUGCUGGACAAUGUCACAGCAAUUACAAAUCAGCAUCUCACGCAGCUUCAAUCCUCUAUCGAGAAAGAAAAGCAAGAGCUAUACCAAUUGGUUCAGUUGACUCAGCUUGACAAGCUCGGGAAAAGCAAAAAAGCCGCAGAGGUUAUGUUAACUGAAAUUGAUGAAAAAUUAUCAAAAUCUCGCGAUGCCCUCAUCCUCAAGUCAUAUCUACCAAUCGCAGAAGGUGCAAAAUUUGACUCAUAUGCGAACCGAACCAACGCCAAAGGUUUGGAUGAAACUAGAGUCGACGUUCGCGAUCAAAUUGCGAUAUGGGCUGAGUCACCUACGAGCGAAUGCAUCUUUUGGUUGGAUGGUAUGGCCGGGACAGGAAAGUCCACUAUCGCUUACACAAUGGCAAAGACAUUCCAAGAGAAGGGGCAACUUGGAGCUAGCUUCUUCUUCAAGGUAGGCGAAGGCGAUCGUGGCAAAGCAGAAAAGUUCUUCCCGACCAUCGCACAUCAAAUGAUGGCCCAUGAUCGGCACUUCGCACACGAAGUUGUUACAGCGAUUGAGCAUGAUCAAGAUAUUGCCAAGAAAGCUAUUCCAGACCAAUUUGCGAAGCUAUUUCUCCAUCCACUACAGGGCUUGGCCUCAAACCAAACCAAACACUUGGUCAUUGUGAUUGAUGCGAUAGACGAGUGUGAACAGGGCGAUGCCGAGGUCCUCCUUCAGAACUUGCUAGAUGUGGGCAAGUUCAAGUCUUUACGCCUCAAAAUAUUUCUGACGGGCAGACCUGAACAUGCAAUUCGACUUGGAUUUGAUGACAAUGAUACCUACCAACACCUUGUCCUGCAUCAGAUUCCCGAGCAAGAUAUCAAAAGUGACAUACGUCUAUUCCUGGCGGCUGAAUUUGCUAUUAUACGAAGAAAGAAUAAGAUACUCUCCGACGACUGGCCUGGGGAAGCCUCUAUCGAAAAGUUGGUGGAAAAGUCUGUCCCACUUUUCAUAUAUGCCACCACUGUGUGCGAUUUUAUUGGAGACGGGUUUGAUCUCCCAGAAGAACGCCUCGAGCUCGUCCUGCAAUCCGACAAAUCCUCUCCAGAAACUCAUAUGGAAGAUUUAUAUCGACCAGUUUUGGAGCGAAUCUUGAACCCCAAGAGUGACUCUGAAUCACAAAAAAUCGAGGAAACUUUUUGCGACAUAAUUGGCCCUCUCAUUCUUCUUCAUACACCGCUCUCGAUCCAUGCUCUUGGUCAACUUCUUAAUUUUCCAACGAAGAGGAUCAGAUUUCUCUUAGAAAAGUUGCACUCGGUCAUCAACGUUCUAAGAGAUCCAAAGGACUCGGACCAGAUCGAUGUCCCAGUCCGUAUUCUGCAUCUAUCUUUUCGGGAUUACCUCCUUAAACAAAAAGAGCGCUUCCAUAUUGAUGAGGCGAAGACGCAUGCGAAGGUGACAUCACACUGCCUCCGCAUCAUGAGCCAAAAACUCAAACACAAUAUUUGCCAGUUAGCAAGUUAUGGCUCAAACCGCAAGCAUGUACAAAGACAGAUUGUGGAUCAACACAUACCAAUGGAUUUAAAAUACUCCUGUCGCUACUGGAUGCACCAUCUCGAAAAGUGCGACGGCCAUAUAUCUGACCUUGAGGUCCUCGCGUUUCUGAAAAGGAAUCUUCUUCAUUGGUUAGAAGCAAUGUGUCUAAUGGGCAUAAUACCGGAGGCUCUCGUGAUUAUAGAUAGGCUUCAAUUGCAUCAAAAGAACGGUAUGAGUUCUGAGCUUCCACAGUUCCUAUAUGACACCAAACGAUUCAUCCUCAUGAAUGUUCACAUCAUUGACAUCACCCCGCUUCAAUUAUAUUCCUCAGCCCUAAUGUUUUCACCGAUGAAGAGCAUUGUGAGAAAGACUUUUGAAGGCCAACGAGCCAGGAUGAUAAGCGUACUGCCACAGGUGCAAAGCUCGUGGAGUGCAGAUCUACAGACGCUCGAAGGACAUUCAGGUCGAGUUCAAUGCGUAGCCUUCUCUCCAGACGGUCGAAAAGUAGUAUCGGGAUCAACCGAUGACACCGUUAAGCUUUGGGAUGCUGGCACGGGCAAGGAGCUACAAACACUGAAUGGUCAUUCGGAGCAAGUUGACUCAGUAGCCUUCUCUCAAGAUGGUCGAAUAGUCGCUUCAGGAUCGGGUGAUAAGACUAUCAAGCUCUGGAACCUCGACACAGGCAAGGAGCUAUGGACGCUUAAAGGUCACUCAGGCUCGAUCGCGUCCGUAGCAUUUUCCCCUUUGGACCAUCAGAUAUUAGCCUCAGGCUCAAGUGAUAAGUCUAUCAAGCUCUGGAGCCUCGACACUGGCAAGGAGCUACGGACGCUUGAAGGCCAUUCAAGCUCGGUCUCGUCUUUGUCAUUCUCCCCCCUGAACAAGCAGAUACUAGCUUCAGGGUCAGAUGACAAGAGUGUAAAGCUCUGGAACCUCGAUACUGGCAAUGAGCUACGGACACUCAAGGGUCAUCCCGGCUGGGUCCUUUCUGUGGCUUUCUCCCCAGACGGCAGAAUGAUAGCCUCAGCGUCAGGUGAAAUUAUUAUGCUCUGGGAUGCCAAAACAGGACAAGAGCUACAGAAGCUCCUGCGCCACUCGCGACUAGUCCGUUCUGUAGCCUUUUCCCCCAUGAACAGUCGGGUAUUAGCUUCAGGCUCGGAUGAUGGGACUAUCAAGCUCUGGAAUCUCGACACCGGCAAUGCACUACAGACACUCAGAGGCCAUUUGCAAUGGGUUCGCUCUAUAGGUUUCUCCUUGGACGGUCAAACAAUAUCCUCAGGUUCGGGCGAUAAGACAAUCAAGCUUUGGGAUACCAAAGCCAACGCUGAUGCGGAUUCAAAAAUGGUUAAUAGCCAUUCAACACGGGUCCAAUGUUUAGCCGUCUCCCCCAACGGUCGAAUGGUAGCCUCAAGUACGACUGAAAUUAUCAGGCUCUGGGAUUCUGAUACUGGAAAAGAGAUACAAACGCUCCAGGGUCAUUUAAGCUCGGCCCGGUCGGUCGGAUUUUCCCCAGAUAGUCAAAUAGUAGCAUCAGGCUCAACUGAUCGGACCGUCAAGCUUUGGAAUGCCCGCACGGGCAGCAUUCUACAGACAUUUGACCAUACAGAUUGGGUCGACUCUGUGGCUUUCUCCCUGGACGGUCGAAUGAUAGUCUCAGCGUCGUCUAAUAUCAUCAAGCUCUGGGAUGCCAAAACGGGUCAAGAGCUACAGACGCUCCCGGGCCACUCGCGAUUCAUCCAGUCUAUAGCUUUCUCUCCAGAUGGUUUAACAAUAGCUUCACAAUCAGACGACAUCAUUAAGCUGUGGGAUAUCACAACGGGCCAAGAACUACAGACGCUGGAGAGCCACUCAGCAGAUUCUGUCCAGUCCAUACUUGGUCAAAUCCCACAUAAUCGCCCUCAAAUUUCCUUAGCAGACCGAUGGGUGUUCUUUGAAGGCGAAAAACUCCUAUGGCUCCCUUUGGAGUACGGUCGAUGGACGUCCUUCGCUUUUCAGGACGGUACUUUGGCUCUUGGGUAUGACGAUGACAAGAUUUUGAUUCUUAAGUUCCGGAAGGACUGA
This is a messenger RNA of Penicillium antarcticum, 4305 nucleotides long. RefSeq lists its product as uncharacterized. The coding region runs from base 1 to 4305 and encodes 1434 amino acids. The transcript has 3 exons. The record is from RefSeq and is a predicted model, not a curated record. Gene Ontology annotation, molecular function: protein binding. NCBI's taxonomy places the organism in Eukaryota, Fungi, Ascomycota, Eurotiomycetes, Eurotiales, Aspergillaceae.